AUGGAUGGCCCCAAUACCAAAUCAUACCACAUCCCCUCCGACGCCGUCUGGUUCAUCACCGGAUGCUCCUCAGGCAUCGGCCAAGCCCUCGUCCAGUACAUCACCACACACCACCCAACCCACCGCGUCGUCGCAACAGCGCGCAACCCAGCGGCCUUAACCCAUCCACCCAACCCGAGCGUCCUCCCCCUCCCGCUGGAUGUCACCUCGCAAGCCUCCAUCAACUCUGCCCUCGACGCGGCUCUCACCCACUUCCACCGCAUCGACAUCCUCGUCAACAAUGCCGGCUACAGCCUCGUAGGCGACACCGAAGUUGCCGGCGACGCCGAGUCGCGCGCCCUCCUCGACACCAACUUCUGGGGUGUCGUGGACCUCACCAAACGAGCUCUGGGUAUCAUGCGCGAUACGAACCCCGAGUCCGGGGGGGCCCAGGGCGGGGUGAUUCUGAACGUCAGCUCGAUGGGCGGUUUCAUCGGGUUUCCGGGCAGUGCGUUCUACCAUGCGAGCAAGUUCGCGGUGGAGGGGUGGACGGAGGCGGUUGCGAGGGAAUUGCCAGCUGCGUGGAAUAUCCACCUCUGCAACAUCGAACCCGGCGGCGUCAAGACCAAUUACGCGACAACCAGCCUGAAAUUUAUGAGCCAGGGAAGACAUCCCGCGUAUGCGGAUCCGUCGUACCCGUCGAACAGGCUGCGGGAGUAUGUGGGCAAGGAGGAGAAUCGGCGGGCGUGGGCGGAGCCUGAGGCGAUUGCUCGGGCGAUGGUGAACGUGGUGAGUCGAGGAGGGAGGAUUCCUAUUCGUGUGCCGCUGGGAGCGGAUUCAUACGGUAUGAUCUUGGCUGAGUUGGAGAGUAUCAGGAGGGAUCUGGAGGAGACGAGGGAGAUUAGUUUGGCUGUUGGGGAGAUGGAGCAGUUGGAGUCGAUUAGGUUUUUGCAGAGGGAGUAG
Molecule: messenger RNA, 942 nt
Organism: Aspergillus saccharolyticus JOP 1030-1
Lineage: Eukaryota; Fungi; Ascomycota; Eurotiomycetes; Eurotiales; Aspergillaceae
Product: SDR family oxidoreductase
Exons: 3
Coding region: 1-942 (313 amino acids)
Source: RefSeq, a predicted model, not a curated record